Messenger RNA from Wasmannia auropunctata (little fire ant), 1000 nucleotides. RefSeq names its product upstream stimulatory factor 1-like. Gene Ontology annotation, biological process: regulation of transcription by RNA polymerase II. The record is from RefSeq and is a predicted model, not a curated record. Gene Ontology annotation, molecular function: RNA polymerase II cis-regulatory region sequence-specific DNA binding; protein dimerization activity; DNA-binding transcription factor activity, RNA polymerase II-specific. The coding region runs from base 93 to 881 and encodes 262 amino acids. NCBI's taxonomy places the organism in Eukaryota, Metazoa, Arthropoda, Insecta, Hymenoptera, Formicidae. The transcript has 5 exons.
ACCGCACACCACAUGACCUCGUUGCCGUGUCCCGUGACCAGCUCACGUGAAUUUCGACAAAUUCAAACGUUUUUUUUUUUCGGCGUCGAGGAAUGGACAUUUUGGAGCAGCAGCUCGAGCAACAGGAUGUCAGCACCGUGAAGACCGACGGAGAUGGCACGGCGGGGAUCGUUAUCGAGGAAGCGGAGAUCGUGGAUUGCGAAGGAGAACCCGUCGCGGAACAUGAGAUACGCUAUCCCGAAGCCUUGGCGUACCGGGUCGUCCAGGUGAACGGCACGGCGGCUAUACAGUCGGCCAACGAGAUAGAGUUGCCCGCGACCCAGCCGAACAAUACCGUGCAGGUUCUGACGUCGCCACUGAACGGGCAGUUUUACGUUAUCGGAAAUGCCAACGACGUCUUCACCACGGCUCAGGCAUCGAGGUCCUUGGUGCCGAGAACGGCUACGUUGCAGAUAGAAACCCCGAGGAAUUGCACCGCUGGUUUGAAAAAGCGAGACGACAGGCGGAGAGCAACGCACAACGAAGUCGAGCGCCGGCGUAGAGAUAAGAUAAACAAUUGGAUUACAAAGUUGGGCAAGAUCAUCCCUGACUGCCACACCACAACCUGCCCUACCACCGGCAGCGGCAGUAGCGGAGAAGGAAAAGCCAACUAUGAAACUCAGAGUAAAGGAGGCAUCUUAGCAAGGGCCUGCGAGUACAUAGGAGAAUUGCGUACUGCUAAUCAAAAUCUGGGACAAUACCUGCGCGAGAACGAGAAGCUGCAGCAGGAGAUCACGACGCUGAAGCAAGUAGUUACCCAAUUGAAACGCGAGAAUCUUCAGCUUAGAUCGCAAAUAUCGUCCUCGCCAUCGGCCGGCACCGACGUACACUUGAGUCCUUAAGCUUCCUCUAGUUCGUGAGUCAGUGGCUCUUUCUGUAAAUAUUAGAGUCUAUAAGUUGUCUUCUCUCACAAGGGAAUUUAAGAUUUUGUUUUUGUUUUUUUUCUUUAUAUCUGAUAUAA